Messenger RNA from Drosophila busckii, 3085 nucleotides. Its product is annotated as protein RUFY3. Lineage: Eukaryota; Metazoa; Arthropoda; Insecta; Diptera; Drosophilidae. Gene Ontology annotation, molecular function: metal ion binding. Gene Ontology annotation, cellular component: cytoplasm. The transcript is spliced from 6 exons. The record is from RefSeq and is a predicted model, not a curated record. The coding region runs from base 173 to 2650 and encodes 825 amino acids.
AACUCGUCGUACACACACAACAGGAUAACAAAUUAGUUCUUGAAAAUUGCACUUUUAAAAGACAAUUUUCCAAUGUACAACAUUGUAAGAUAUUUAAUAAGUGUUUAAGCCUCGAAACACUUGGUAGUCCUGCAUAAUCUCCAUCGUUGGAACGGAAAUUCGCACUAUUAAAAUGCGUGGGUUAGUGGAGGAUGCAAGGAAAACCAAGAUGUCGCAGGCGAACAACAACAAUAACAGUAUGGGUCGUAUCAAAGCAACAACUGGAAUGAGCGCAGGUACGUCCAGGCAAACGAAAGGCGCAAUUAGGACACCAACAACACCAACCACACCAUCAGUUGUCGCUAAGAAAACGCCGCAGGGUAUGCAGCAACAACAACAAGUUGGCAAGCCCGUAAAAACGGGUGCGUCAUCGACUGUAAGCUCCAGCGCAAAGUCAGCAGCGAAAGCACAAAAGGGUCAGAAUCCACCACCACAAAAGCAGACAGCUGUUACCGGGAACACGACAACAGUAACAGCAACAUCAGCAACACCAACACCCCCAACAAAACCACAGACAGUGCAAUUGCAGCCGUACAACAACAACACCAGCAGCAAUAACAGCAACAGCAACACAAUUGCUUUGCCAAAAGCGUCGCAUGCCAAUACUAGCGAGGAGUUGGCCGGCGGUGUGCAGGACACCAUAUAUUUGUGCAACUUUCGUGUUUCUGUCGAUGGUGAAUGGCUGUGUCUGAAAGAGCUGCAGGAUAUUGAUGUGGCCCAUGGGCAAAAAACUGUUGGCGGCGGUGCAGCCCUAAUUAACACUACAGUUGGUUCUGCGACUGCUGGAAAUGCUGCUGCUAGUGCUGGUAGCGGCGGGAUAAUGCGACGUCACCAAUCAUCAACUAAUCAUCAGUUUGGCCAACGGAACAGUAAACGCUUCUCGAGCUUGUCAACAGCCAGCAGCACACUUGAGGAUAAUGGUAUUAUGGCAAUUGAAAAUCUAAUCGGUCGUCGUCUGUGCGAUGUUGCACUCGCAUCAGCACAGCCGCCACAGAAAAAUGUGGGCCUUAUUGGUGGCACACUUGCCGAUUGGUCGCAUCUCUCACGUGAUACGGCGGAGAUUGAGCGGAGCAAUUUGGUCAACAUUUGCAAACUGGUGGUUAAGGAGCUGUUGGAGCAAUCGCUGCGCUAUGGACGCAUGUUGGACUCGGAUCAUUUGCCGCUGCAACAUUUCUUCAUCGUCAUUGAGCAUGUGCUGGGACAUGGCCUACGACCCAAGAAGGGUUUGCUGGGACCACGCAAGGAGCUCUGGGAUCUGCUGCAGAGCGUUGAAAGCUAUUGUCCUGAGGCGCAGGAUAUAACAGCCAGCGUGCGUGAUUUGCCCACUGUGCGCACGCACAUAGGACGAGCACGCGCUUGGCUAAGGAUUGCCUUGAUGCAAAAGAAAUUAGCGGACUAUUUGCAGGCGCUCAUCGAGCAUCGUGAGGAUUCGCUGUAUGACUACUACGAGCCACAUGGGCUCAUGAUGAGCGAUGAGAUUGUUGUUAUAAUGGGAAUUUUGGUGGGCUUGAAUGUGAUCGAUUGCAAUCUAUGCGUCAAGGAGGAGGACUUGGACUCGCAGCAAGGCGUCAUUGAUUUCUCGCUUUAUUUGCGCUCCAGCUCACGCAAUGCUGAGCCCAACGAGGACUCGAGCGUAACUGCUGCUGCGCCACUAGAUGCUACUGGUCAGGGCAAUAUGAUUGCAGUGUUGGAUCAAAAGAAUUAUAUUGAGGAGCUGAACCGUCAUCUCAAUGCUACUGUUGGAAAUUUGCAGGCCAAAGUGGAAUCGCUGACCACCACCAAUGCACUCAUGAAGGAGGAUCUGGCCAUAGCGCGAAAUAGUCUGCUAGCUCUGCAGGCAGAAAAUCAAGCCAUGAGGCAGUCUGCAAGUCAGGGGCAGUCAGACAGCAACUCCACUGGCAGCGACAAGGAGAAGUCACCGCAGCUUGAGGCAGCAUUGGCGGAGGAGCGUAAGAAGAGCGCUGAGCUGGACAAGGAACUAAAGCUGCAAGUGUCACUCAAAGCAGAGUCUGACAUGGCCAUGAAGCUGCUGGAAAAGGAUAUACACGAGAAGCAGGACACAAUUGUUUCGCUGCGUCGUCAGCUGGAUGACAUUAAGCAAAUCAAUUUGGAAAUGUAUCGCAAGUUGCAGGAAUGUGAAGAUGAACUCACACAGAAAGGCGAGAUGGUCUCUCGUUUGCAAACGAAAGCCUCACAAAUUGGUAACAUUUUACAAUCGUUAGAAAAGAAAUACGAAUCCAAGCUCAACGAUCAGCAGCAAGUGAGCGCCGCCUCACCUACCACGCGGCGUCAACAGAAUCUCCAGAAGUUUGAGGCUCUCACAAAGAAACACAAGCAGGACACUGGGCCGCCCAUGAAGCGUAUGCAUCUUAAAAUGGACGGCAUUCCACCGUUUAAUCCCAACAACUAUCGCAAAUCUCCCGCUGGUGCAGCUCCACCUCUAACAGCCGCUGAUCAAGAUUCACAGAAGACCCCCACUUCAGCCAAAUCACUUAACGAUGAGCUGGCCGAGGCAGCUGCUGCCGUCACACAGCAUUUCAAAGGUGGCGGCGAUGGUUCAAGAAGCGACUACGCCUUAUCCGUGGAUACAGCUACGCUUGAUGAUGUCUAAGCUCUACUAUUGGUCAUCAGAGGAGCUGUGCACUCAAAUUGCUGAGAUUAAUACACGCAUAUGUUUUUGUAUCUCAUAAUUCCUAAUUGUACGUUGCCUUCAAUGCGGAGAGACCUCUAGUCAUUUGUUGCCAUUUGCGCGUUGGCUUAAGAUUAUAAUAAACUUGUUGCAAAUUAACAGAAAUUAUAUUUGCCCCUUUCCCGCAUAAUAUCAAACUCCAAAUUACACCCAAACCAAAGUUAUAUGUAUAGAGCUGAUUUAUUAUAUUAUACUUGUAUUAAAACAAUAUUAUAAACGCUAACCAAAUACUCUCUCGCUUAAUUUAACAUACUAACCAUGUAAUUAUAUAAAUAUGUAUGUAUAUGUUUCUAUACAUGUUGAACAGAAGCUACUAGCUGUAACAUAAUCUAAUUCAAUGCAAAAUAAAACUUAUCC